AUGUGCGUCGACUUCUUAGAUCAUGGAGAAAAUAUUUGUGAUAUUUUGAAAACCAUUGAUAAAACUUAUCAUCAUGUUGAUAGGUAUCAGUCUCAGCACAAAAGUGCCAUUUUAAAAGAAGUUUCCUCCCGGAAACCGACUCAUCGCACAAUGGGUCGCCCGGAAACAGCGCCUCCAGACCCAAGAGGUUUUCUGAGACAAGGAGCAGGCGUUGGUGGCGGUAAUUAUUCAAGGAUGCCCCCUGUCAAUGAAGAAGGACGAAAACCAAAGUGUUUGCUUGGAGAGGAUUGCAAACGGGCUCCUGUUCCACCUAGAGCUAAAUCCUGUUCCCCCCGUAAAAAAGGAACGAGGCUUUGCGAAAAUUGUUUCACAGAGUUUGAAAAAAACUGGAAAACCCACAAUAUUCGCAAAGCAGUCAAAUCGAAACCAAAUGUUCCUCCAGCAAGAUUUGUUGAUGGUGCUAAAGGUGAUACAUUUGAGUUGGAAAAUUCAGGCUUGAUUCCCAAAUAUAUCUACAAGAAAAAUUAUGGAAAAAUACCCAAGUACAUAAAAAAGUUUCAAAAGGAACGUGAAAAUGCAGAAAUGAUGAAACUGCAUGAAGAGACUGAGAGAAAAUCGAGACAAGCGAGAAAUGGUUAUGUGUCUCAGGAGGAAAGAGAGGAAUUGUUACAUGGACUAAAGCACAACAGAAUUGAAUUGUUGAAGCAAUUCAAUAAACUGCCACUGCUAGUCGAUACCAUCAGUAAAGCCAAUCAGAAAACAAUGCUGGAAAUACAAUUGAGGACUUUAGAAAAAGACAUACUGUCUCUGGAAGCCAAUAAAUAUAUUUAUGUAUAUGAUGAUCAUAAACACCACUGCCACUGUGGAUGCCAUUAG
Messenger RNA from Ctenocephalides felis (cat flea), 876 nucleotides. RefSeq names its product enkurin-like. Bases 1 to 876 code for a protein of 291 amino acids. The transcript has 4 exons. The record is from RefSeq and is a predicted model, not a curated record. Gene Ontology annotation, molecular function: calmodulin binding. Gene Ontology annotation, cellular component: acrosomal vesicle. Lineage: Eukaryota; Metazoa; Arthropoda; Insecta; Siphonaptera; Pulicidae.